This is a messenger RNA of Schistocerca cancellata (South American locust), 2303 nucleotides long. Its product is annotated as dynein regulatory complex subunit 6-like. NCBI's taxonomy places the organism in Eukaryota, Metazoa, Arthropoda, Insecta, Orthoptera, Acrididae. Gene Ontology annotation, cellular component: SCF ubiquitin ligase complex. Gene Ontology annotation, biological process: SCF-dependent proteasomal ubiquitin-dependent protein catabolic process. The transcript has 5 exons. Gene Ontology annotation, molecular function: protein binding. The record is from RefSeq and is a predicted model, not a curated record. The coding region runs from base 376 to 1845 and encodes 489 amino acids.
CAUUGUUCAAAGCCGACGGGUUGUAUCCCCUGCUGCACUAGACCCCAAAAUUGGCAUGGGAACAAUUAUUUUAUGUCUUCGUAUUGUCGUACAAGCUCAUCAAAUCAACUACAUUAUUUGAAUUUUCACAUUUAGUGAGUGACUAAUUGUCAUAAGCGGUAAUUUGUAGUGUUGGUCGUGCUGCUAGGGGAGGGGGAGGAAGAAUUCUGACGUUUCUGAGUAUCGGCUGUAAGCAACCUAAGGAGGGCUGGUACUGUACAUGUGGUGGGGAAAGUGAGGGGGCGUUACCGAAGCUUCGGGGUAUGAGUCAGAACAGUACACGAAGUUUCUGCGUUGAGACAACCGCAUCGUCAAUUUAUCUUAUUUAAUAGAACCAUGUCCCAGCAACCAGAAUCUACCUUGAAGACCGCUGAUGACCUGCCAGAUACUGUGCUACUCAAAAUCCUUUCGUAUCUGCCAUCGGAGUACCUGGUGCAUUUUGCAAGCAGAAUAUGCACUCGAUGGCAGACACUUUGUGGAGAUUACAGUGUUUGGCAAGGGAAAGAAUAUGUGGUGACAGACAUUGGUAUAACGAGAGAGGAUUCAGAAGUAGCAUGUGCUCUGCAGCAGUGUCCAGGUGUGCGACAUGUAAAAUUCCUGCGCCCAGUGAAACCAUCUGUCUUGCAAGCCGUUGGUUUUGAUGGCAUGCUUCAAACACUUGUCUUUCAUCCUGCACAGCAGAUGUCAACAGAAGUGUUACAUCAGUUAUUUGAGCGCUGCCCUCACAUUGUUGCUCUUGGUGUACCAUCUGAUGUUUUGAAGCGGUCUGAUUGUGCACAACUUGUGGCUAGCCUAGAACGCUUGCAGCAACUGGCUGUGAAAGCAGAGAAUCGAGCUGGUUUAAACUUAGGGGUGCUAAGUGAGGGUUGUCCACACAUCACAGAUGUUGAUGUUAUGGAAGUAGUGUGCAAUCCGGUGUCACUUACAUCUUUCUUAAAAAAGAAGGGUAGUCAGUUGCAUGCACUGUCAUUGUGUGGUAUGACCACCAAUGGGGAAUCAGUCUUGCCCCUACUGGAACCAUGCCACACAAACCUCAAGAAAUUAUGCAUUACUCUGGAGAAGGCAAGGGCAAAAGGAUUUUCCAGCACGCUGCGACAGCUUGGAAGGUUUGAAGCAAUUGUAGAGCUUAAAUUACUGGAGGUACCUGGAAAAGUGUCAAAUGAAUUGACAGAAGCAUUUUCUGGGACUGGACUACGUCAUUUAAAAUCUGCUUGCUUCAGAGAUAUGCACGGAUUGAGAGGGGCAUCCCUUGCGGCACUCCUCCGUGAUCGACCAGAACUGCAACAUCUGGACAUUAGUGGGUGCAGGCAGAUUGAGGAUACAGAUCUGGUUGUUGCUUUGAGUGCCACAGAACCAGACCCCUUACCACUACUUUCGAUAAAUCUCUCUUCUUGUGGCAAACUGACAGACACUUCUCUCAUUGAGGUGGUGCAGAGAUGCCCAAAGCUACAAGAACUGCGCUUAUGUGCCUGCCUUACCUUGGAAGAAAAUGCACUUCAUCCUCUAGCUGGAUUGACCGAUUUGCGAGUACUAGAUGUGUCAAGAUGUUACAACAUCAAGGAAUGGUGGAAACCACUGCUGGAGCUUCAUCAAUUAAGAUGGAUCGAUGUAAGCUAUUUGACUGUUGUUCCUGACCGCUUAGAACAGAUCAUCAAGCAAAAUAAAUUCCUACGUUACAUAGGACUGCAGUUUUGCAAUGGAUUCGAUGAGGUAACAUGUGAAAGAGUGCUUAAGGCAAAUCCACAAUUGGAGCUCAACUACGAUACUGAAUACAUUAAGCAGAAGUGGCAGCAAGCAGCCAAAUGAAUAAACUGUUUCACUAUUGGAUUGAUGAAAUCCAUGAAUUCUAAAAGCGAUCCAAAGUUCGUUCUUAUUAAGAACGAUGUCGGCAUUAUCUGUCAAGUUCAUGAACAAUAAAAAUGAAUAAUUAUUUAUUACCCAGUAUUCAUAUAAAUUUAUGUGACAAUCCCAUACACUAAUUAAUGGGCUGUGUGUGAAAGCAAGGACUGAAAUUGAGCAGUGAGCCAUUAUUUUUGUAUUGUCUUUUUUGUAACGAAAAUAAAAAUAUGUAUUGCUUGUCUAUAUUUUGACACCUGUUUUACUGAAAGGGAGAGAUUGAGUAUAUGUGGCUGUGAAUUGUUGAUAUAUCUAUUCUGCUUGCACUAUUGUAAAAACUUCUUUUUUAUCUUAUUUUGUAAGGUUCUGAAUAAAUCAGUGUAAUGAACAAAAGCCUUUAAAAUAAAUGUGCAUUGUGCAGAUCCAAA